AUGGCGCACCCUCAACAGGGCGGUGGCCACUAUGCCGACGAUGGCUACGGCCACGGCAAUGAUGGUUACUACCAAGACGACCAGAACCAGGCCUAUUACGACCACAACAACCAAGGUUAUGGCAAUGGCCAAGAUAGCUACUAUGACGAAGGUACCGGUCAAUACGCCCAGGGCGAGCACGCCGGCCCUUACCAUGGUCAACAGGGCCAGGAUGGCUACUACGACGCUGGCCACAAUGGCUACCAGGACGAGUACUACAACGACCAAUACUACGAUCAAGGUCACGCUGCAGGCCAGCAAGGGGCCCGUCAGCCAAGAGGUCACUCCGAGGAAGACUCUGAGACCUUCAGCGAUUUCACCAUGAGAUCUGACAUGGCCCGCGCUGCCGAGAUGGACUACUAUGGUCGUGGUGACGAGCGCUACAACAGCUACAACGGUGAACAGGGAGGCCGUGCCGGCUUCCGCCCCCCAUCAUCUCAGGUUUCGUACGGCGGCAACCGCUCCUCGGGUGCCUCGACUCCUGUUUACGGCAUGGACUACACCAACGCUCUUCCUGCUGGACAGCGCUCGAGAGAGCCUUACCCUGCAUGGACCUCUGAUGCUCAGAUCCCCCUCUCCAAGGAGGAGAUUGAGGACAUCUUCCUGGACCUCACAGCCAAGUUCGGUUUCCAGCGUGACAGCAUGAGAAACAUGUUCGACCACUUCAUGACUCUGCUCGACUCGCGUGCUUCUCGUAUGUCGCCCAACCAAGCCCUUCUUUCCCUGCACGCCGAUUACAUCGGUGGUGACAACGCCAACUACCGCCGUUGGUACUUUGCUGCUCAUCUUGAUCUCGACGAUGCGGUCGGUUUCGCCAACAUGAACCUCGGAAAGGCCAGCCGUCGUACACGCAAGGCCCGCAAGGCCGCCAAGAAGAAGGCUCAGGAUUCUGAGAACGAGGAGGCUACACUUUCAAGUCUCGAGGGCGACAACAGUCUUGAGGCUGCUGAGUACCGCUGGAAGUCGCGUAUGAACAAGAUGUCUCAGCACGACCGUGUCAGACAGAUUGCUCUUUACCUUCUCUGUUGGGGUGAAGCCAAUCAGGUCCGUUUCAUGCCCGAGUUGAUGUGUUUCAUCUUCAAGUGCGCAGAUGAUUACUUCCACUCUCCCGCUUGCCAGAACAAGGUUGAGCCCGUUGAGGAAUUCACUUACCUCAACAACGUAAUCACUCCUCUGUACAACUACUGCAGAGACCAGGGUUACGAGAUCUUUGAUGGCAAAUACGUUCGCAGAGAGCGUGACCACAACAGGAUCAUCGGUUACGAUGAUAUGAACCAGCUCUUCUGGUACCCCGAGGGUAUCGAGCGCAUCGUUUUCGAGGACAAGUCCCGUCUGGUCGAUCUCCCUCCUGCUGAACGUUACGAGAGACUUCAGGACGUCAUCUGGAAGAAGUGCUUCUUUAAGACUUUCAAGGAGACUAGAUCAUGGUUCCACAACUUGGUCAAUUUCAACCGUAUCUGGGUAAUUCACGUUACUGCUUACUGGUUCUACACUGCCUUCAACUCGCCUACGCUCUACACUAAGAACUACGAGCAGCAGCGCAACAACUCUCCUACCACUCCUGCUCACUUCUCUGCUGUCGCUCUCGGUGGUACUGUCGCAUCCCUUAUCAUGGUUUUCGCCACGCUCGCCGAAUGGUCCUAUGUCCCGAGAAGAUGGGCAGGUGCUCAGCACUUGACCAAGCGUCUUAUGUUCCUCCUCCUUGUCCUUGUCAUCAACGUUGCACCCUCUGUUUACAUCUUUGGCGUGAAGCGUGAGGGCAAGAUUGCGCUGAUCCUUGGUAUCGUGCAAUUCCUGAUCGCGUUGAUCACUUUCUUCUUCUUCUCGAUCAUGCCUCUGGGUGGUCUCUUCGGCAGCUAUCUCACUGGCAAGUCUCGUCGCUACGUUGCCAGUCAGACAUUCACUGCCAGCUGGCCUCACCUCAAGGGCAAUGCUAUGUGGAUGUCCUAUGGUCUUUGGAUCAUGGUCUUCGGUGCCAAGCUCGCAGAGUCUUACUUCUACCUUACUCUGUCGCUUCGUGACCCCAUCCGUAUCUUGUCGACCCUCAAGAUCAAGUACUGCAUUGGUAUCGUGUAUGUUGGUGACGUACUUUGCUACCACCAGGCCACGGUCACUCUCGUUCUGAUGUACAUCACCGAUCUGAUUCUGUUCUUCUUGGACACAUAUCUGUGGUACAUUAUUCUGAACACUGUGUACUCGGUUGCUCGCUCGUUCUACCUCGGUGUGUCCAUCUGGACUCCCUGGAGAAACAUCUUCUCGCGCCUGCCUAAGCGUAUCUACUCCAAAGUCCUUGCAACCACCGACAUGGAGAUUAAGUACAAGCCAAAAGUCUUGAUCUCGCAGAUCUGGAACGCCAUCAUCAUUUCGAUGUACCGUGAGCAUUUGCUCGCUAUCGACCACGUCCAGAAGCUCCUCUACCACCAGGUUCCUUCUGAGCAAGAGGGCAAGCGUACUCUCAGAGCACCUACUUUCUUCGUUUCUCAGGAAGACCACUCCUUCAAGACCGAGUUCUUCCCCAGCCAGAGUGAGGCUGAGCGUCGUAUCUCUUUCUUCGCCCAGUCUUUGUCCACUCCUAUCCCCGAGCCCGUCCCCGUCGACAACAUGCCCACUUUCUCCGUCAUGAUUCCCCACUACGGUGAGAAGAUUCUUCUCUCUCUUCGUGAGAUCAUUCGUGAGGACGACCCUUACUCUCGUGUCACCAUGCUGGAGUACCUCAAGCAGCUCCACCCCCACGAGUGGGACUGCUUUGUUAAGGACACCAAGAUUCUGGCUGACGAGACUUCCCAAUUCAACGGCGAGUACGAGAAGACCGAGAAGGACACUGCAAAGGCCAAGAUCGACGAUCUUCCCUUCUACUGCAUUGGUUUCAAGUCUGCUGCUCCCGAGUACACUCUCCGUACCCGCAUCUGGGCAUCGCUCCGUUCUCAGACCCUCUACCGUACCAUCUCUGGUUUCAUGAACUACAGUCGUGCUAUCAAGCUCCUGUACCGUGUUGAGAACCCUGAGGUUGUUCAAAUGUUCGGCGGCAACUCUGAUAAGCUCGAGAGAGAAUUGGAGCGCAUGGCUCGCCGCAAGUUCAAGAUUUGCGUCUCCAUGCAACGUUACGCCAAGUUUACCAAGGAAGAGCGCGAGAACGCCGAGUUCCUGCUCCGUGCUUACCCCGACCUUCAAAUUGCCUACCUGGACGAAGAACCUCCGGCCAACGAGGGUGAAGACCCUCGCCUCUACUCUGCUCUGAUUGAUGGUCACUCUGAGAUCAUGGAGAACGGUCUCCGCAAGCCCAAGUUCCGUAUCAUGCUCUCUGGUAACCCCAUUCUCGGUGACGGCAAGUCCGACAACCAGAACCACUCCAUCAUCUUCUACCGUGGUGAGUACAUCCAGCUCAUCGACGCCAACCAGGACAACUACCUUGAGGAAUGUUUGAAGAUUCGUUCUGUCCUUGCCGAGUUCGAAGAAAUGACUACCGACAACGUCUCCCCUUACACUCCUGGUCUCGCCACUCCCAAGUUCGACCCUGUUGCCAUUCUCGGUGCUCGCGAGUACAUUUUCUCAGAGAACAUCGGUAUCCUCGGUGACGUCGCUGCUGGAAAGGAACAGACGUUCGGUACUCUCUUCGCUCGUACUCUUGCUGAAAUCGGUGGUAAGCUCCAUUAUGGUCAUCCCGAUUUCCUCAACGGUAUCUUCAUGACUACUCGCGGUGGUGUGUCCAAGGCUCAGAAGGGUCUCCAUCUGAACGAGGAUAUUUACGCCGGUAUGACUGCUCAGCUUCGUGGUGGCAGAAUUAAGCACUGCGAAUACUACCAGUGUGGUAAGGGUCGUGAUUUAGGUUUCGGCUCCAUUCUCAACUUCACCACCAAGAUUGGUACUGGUAUGGGCGAGCAGAUGCUUUCUCGUGAAUACUACUACCUCGGCACUCAACUUCCUCUGGACCGCUUCUUGUCUUUCUACUACGCUCACGCUGGUUUCCACGUCAACAACACUUUCAUCAUGUUGUCGGUGCAGCUCUUCAUGUUCUGUAUCAUCAACUUGGGUGCCCUGAGACACGAAACCAUCAUUUGCCGUUACAAUAGAAACACUCCUAUCACCGAUCCCCAGUGGCCCACGGGUUGUGCCAACUUGCGCCCCUGUCUUGACUGGAUCCAGCGUUGCUGUGUUUCCAUCUUCAUCGUCUUCUUCAUCUCCUUCGUCCCUCUUACGGUUCAGGAAUUGACCGAGCGUGGAUUCUGGCGUGCAGCUACCCGUCUCGCUAAGCACUUCUCCUCAUUCUCUCCCCUCUUCGAAGUCUUCGUCUGUCAGAUUUACACCAACGCUCUCCAGCAGAACUUGUCAUAUGGUGGUGCCCGUUACAUUGGUACCGGCCGUGGUUUCGCCACUGCUCGUAUGCCUUUCGGUAUUCUCUAUUCGCGUUUCGCUGCUCCUUCAAUCUACCUUGGUAUUCGUCUGCUUCUCAUGUUGCUGUUCGGUACUCUGACCAUCUGGGGAUACUGGCUUCUUUACUUCUGGGUAUCUCUCCUCGCCCUCUGUAUCGCUCCCUUCCUAUUCAACCCUCACCAGUUCGCAUGGGGCGACUUCUUCAUCGACUAUCGCGAGUUCCUCAGAUGGUUGUCUCGUGGAAACACCAAGGGUCAUUCGGCAUCGUGGAUUGGUUUCGUCCGUCUCUCGCGUACCCGCAUCACCGGAUUUAAGAAGAAGGUGCUUGGUGAGCCGUCCGCCAAAUUGUCUGGCGAUACUUCUCGUGCCCGCUUCGGUAACGUUUUCUUCGCCGAGGUCAUUGGUCCGCUCUUCCUUGUUGCUGUGACUCUCAUCCCCUACCUUUACAUCAACUCUGGAACCGGAGCUAGUCGCGCCAUCAACCCCGAUGCCAGUGACGCAGAUUUGAAGCCGACCAAUCCCCUCAUUCGUAUCGCCAUUGUCGCCUUUGCUCCCAUCGGAGUCAAUGCUGGUGUUUCGGCUGUAUUCUUCAUGAUGGCUUGUUGUAUGGGACCUAUCUUCAGCAUGUGCUGCAAGAAAUUCGGUGCCGUUCUGGCCGCCAUCGCUCACGCCAUCGCCGUCAUCGUGCUCAUCGUCAUGUGGGAAGUUAUGUUCUUCCUCGAGGGAUGGAGCUUCCCAAAGAUGCUUAUCGGCAUGAUCGCGUCGCUCGCCAUCCAGCGCUUCAUCUACAAGCUUAUCAUUGCUCUGACUCUCACUCGUGAGUUCAGAACCGAUUCAUCCAACGUCGCUUGGUGGACUGGUAAAUGGUACGGCAUGGGAUGGAUGGGCUUCUCUCAGCCAGGUCGUGAGUUCCUGUGUAAGAUUACCGAGUUGGGAUACUUCUCAUCGGACUUCUGCUUGGGUCACCUGCUGUUGUUCUUCAUGCUUCCUCCUCUCUUGAUCCCUUACAUUGAUACUUUCCACUCGGUCAUGCUCUUCUGGCUUCGUCCUAGUCGCCAGAUCCGUCCUCCCAUCUACUCGCUCAAGCAGUCGAAGCUUCGCAGACGUCGUACAAUCCGUUACGCCAUCCUGUACUUCACGCUGUUCAUCCUGUUCAUCGUCUUGAUCGUCGCACCAAUGGUCGCUGGCAAGUUCAUUGGAGAUCUGCCGAUCACGACACUUCCGAUGAACCUGAUGCAGCCCACCAACCUGAAGAACAACGACACUACCAGUCAGACGACUGGUACCGCGGUUGCUGGUGCAACAGACGGCGCCGCUACCUCGGAUGGCAGCUCUGCAGCGUCAUCUGCAGCAGCGCGCCGCUUUGCCCACUUCAUGUACUAA
Molecule: messenger RNA, 5793 nt
Organism: Aureobasidium namibiae CBS 147.97
Lineage: Eukaryota; Fungi; Ascomycota; Dothideomycetes; Dothideales; Saccotheciaceae
Product: 1,3-beta-glucan synthase
Exons: 3
Coding region: 1-5793 (1930 amino acids)
Biological process (GO): fungal-type cell wall polysaccharide biosynthetic process; (1->3)-beta-D-glucan biosynthetic process
Cellular component (GO): plasma membrane; 1,3-beta-D-glucan synthase complex
Molecular function (GO): 1,3-beta-D-glucan synthase activity
Source: RefSeq, a predicted model, not a curated record